This is a messenger RNA of Pocillopora damicornis (cauliflower coral), 2355 nucleotides long. RefSeq lists its product as uncharacterized. Gene Ontology annotation, biological process: adenylate cyclase-activating G protein-coupled receptor signaling pathway. The record is from RefSeq and is a predicted model, not a curated record. Gene Ontology annotation, cellular component: plasma membrane. Gene Ontology annotation, molecular function: G protein-coupled receptor activity. Lineage: Eukaryota; Metazoa; Cnidaria; Anthozoa; Scleractinia; Pocilloporidae.
UUACAUCUCACGGUCAUAAUCGUGUCGUCACUGAUGUCAUUUCGCGGAGCGUUUCCUACUUGACCCGUGACUAGAAACUCUCUGCUCUCUGUGUACUGAUCAUUUUCAAAACAGCUUUUAACAGCCGCACUAGUGAUAAUCCCCUCGUGAACACAGCUUCAACUGAAAAGUCACGGUGUUGUGGAUCGAUGAUGUCUCGGUUAAACCUUCCUUAUUACGCUGGCCACUUAUUUCUUCUAAUUAUCGUAACAGCGCCGACAUUAUUUUAUGUUUUUCGCCCGGAUCAUCCGCCCCACUCCGAUUUAUAUGAAUCUAAUUUCACAAGGACAAAUCAAACAUCUAGCAACAAAGAUAUUCCGCUUGAGUGCAACUCUCCCCUAAUCCCCGAUAACGAUACCGGCCAAUGUCGACCGCCGUGCGCCUGGACUUCACAGUCUUCUUUAACCCAGAAGGUGUACUAUGGCAUUGUUGUGAUCGGUCUGUGGUUGGUGGUUAUUGCAACAAUCAUCACACUCAUCACCUGGGCCAGCAUAGAAAGCCUCCGCAAGUUUCCUCACGUGUUACGUUUUCAUAUCAUUAUAUGCUGCAUUUUUCUUGCUUGCUUCAAAAUGAUUCCUGUGCGGAUAGGACUUGAGAAAGUUUUCUGUGGCGAACAGGCCUUUUGGCAGGCAGGAGGUCAUCCCUCGCUCUAUGCAGUAAUUCUAGGCGCGGGGUCUCAUUAUUUUAUUCUGGCACACUCGUUCUGGGCCAUGUGCUUUAUAGCGAAUACUUACGCCGUGAUCAUUCACGACAACCGAGCUGUCUUCAAACAUCCAAUCAAAAUUCAUCUGAUGCAGUCGGUGCUGAGCUGGCUGGUGCCUGCAUUCAUUGUGGCCGGAUGUCUUUACUUUGCUCCACCCGGCUACACGUUUCUCUUUAUGGAUCAUAUGUCUGCAGGUGCGCAGAGCAUUCAAAUGGCUUACUUCACCUUUACGCUACCCAUGCAAGUCACGAUAUAUGUGUCACUUCACCUACUCUGGUCCAUUGUGUGGCAUCUUAGAAAGGCACGCCUGGACGCGACCAAACGUGUUAUUCGCGCUAGAGAAGAGAAAGUUUCCAUGCGCCGAAUCGAACGUCAGUUUCUGAGCAUGGCUGUUGUAAUUCUGGUCGUAGCGGCAACUGUUACGUCGAUCAAUACUAUGACCUUCUACCGUACGGACAAAUUUGUGCAUGGUGCUGAGAUGUACUUUCAUUGUCUGCAGACUUCAAGUAAUUGCACUUCUCCCAGUUACUUUACGGUGCUUCCACUGAUCAAUUUAGUCGCCCCAGGCUUCCUCUGCCUGGCGUUCUUCUUCCUGUUACUGAUGAACAAAGAUUGCCGCCAGAUAUGGACGGGUUAUUUCGCUAAAUGCAAAAAGUGUUUCCAGCUAUGUGGAGAACCUUUGAGAAAACCUCGUGCCGACACAGAACUCAGUAAAGACUCAAGAUGUUCCUCAGUUCUCACUGUGUUGAGUCCAGAUCGCAGAGGAUCGGAGUUGUACGGCAGCCAAACAUUAGUUGAUCCUAAGAACAGAAUACUUCCAUCUUAUCCCUUGCCGCGAAGCGUUACCAGAUUAAAAACAGAAAGCGUAAUACUGGUAGGGAUAAAACCUAGAGCAUCCACGCUAAGUUUGCCAGUGAUGAUGAGUCCAAAAGUGACUAUUUCAAAUUCAACUUUCCAGGUCCCUCCAUCUCCAAAUGAGUUGGACCCACGAUCAAGAAGCAGUUCAGUACCUGUAAUUCUUCAACAAGAAUCAGAGACAGCUAGCACCGAGAAUAAACAAGGACGCGUAACCUCGCAUAUUCUCAGUACACUGUCACGAGAUUUGGAAGUUUCGAGGAGUAUGAACAGUGAGGAUUCUGAUGCAAAUAGCGAAACUGACAAAUUCAUCCCGAAAAGUGAAGAAACUUCUUCCCCGUCAUAACAAAUAAAACGAGAAGCUUAAAAUAACAAUCGUAGACGCUGAGGCUUCAAAAAAGAGAAAGGCCUUUCAAUUAUUUAAAUUUCAGUAGUUUAUGGGUGUACAUUACUGAAAACAAAAAUUUUAAAGUUAAUCACUGUUAUAUAUUUUCCGUUCACUUUAUCUUUGAGCAAAGCGAUUGAAAGUGGAUGCAAUUUAAUUUUCAACAGUAUUUCCUAUCGUUGAUAAAUUAAGUGUAGUUUGAGUGAAAUAUCGCGGCCUAACUUGUGUAUAGGAGAAGCUUUGAUAAUGAAAAAGACGUCGUCGCAUCGACGGUGAAGACAAUAAUGAUAAUGACCAAUAGCCACUUUUAAACGUUCAGUUCGUAACACGAAGCGCGAUAAAUGGGACGAUAGAGGCAGAGGAGUGAAAAAUC